Messenger RNA from Phyllotreta striolata, 2086 nucleotides. The record is from the annotation of a GenBank genome assembly. Lineage: Eukaryota; Metazoa; Arthropoda; Insecta; Coleoptera; Chrysomelidae.
UGACAUAUGACAUUGACGUGACAUAUGUCAUAAAUUGUAGGUUAUGUUAUGAACCAACUUAUUUAAUUUCCUUAAUUUCCUUUAAUAAUUCUAUAUUAAUCUAACAUUGAGAGGUACAAAAUGAGUAACACUACAGAGAAGGCUCUAAAUUUACUCCGUUACCUACCAAGAGUCUGUAUUUCUAAUAUUAGGGAUAACCCCGGAGCCCACAAGCAAGCUAGAAGAGGGCGAGGUCAACAUGGUGGUGAUUACCAUGGUGCUGGUAACAAAGGCGCCAAGGCAAGACAAAGUUACACUCGAUUGGGUUACGAGAUGGGCAACAAUCCUUUCUAUUUGCGUUUCCCAUUUGAACCGUACUAUAAAGGACACCACCUGAAGAGACAAUAUCCUCCAGUAUCCCUCUUAAAUUUGCAAAAACUAAUAGAUACUAAUCGUAUUGAUACGACGAAACCGAUAGAUCUAGUAGCAAUAAUGAACACAGGCCUGUUUAGAUUGUAUCCUGAUCAACAGCAUUUCGGUUUUCAACUCACCGAUGAAGGCGCAGACAUCUUUUCUGCUAAAAUUAAUUUAGAAAUUCAGUGGACCUCCGAACCCGUCAUAGCUGCUAUAGAAAGAGCUGGAGGCUUCGUAACAACAGCCUACUAUGAUGCGCAGAGCUUGCACGCUAUGAUUAACACAAAAAAGUUUUUUGAAAGAGGAAUACCCAUUCCUCGAAGAAUGAUGCCGCCCCCAGAUGCGAUAGAGUAUUACUCGAAUCCGGCUAACAGAGGUUACUUAUCGGACCCUGAAAAAAUUUCCAAAGAGCGCUUAGUUUUAGCUCAAAAGUAUGGAUACACUUUACCCAAAUUAGAUGAUCAAAUUUUAGAAAUGUUGAAAGAAAGGAAGGACCCUAGGCAGAUAUUUUAUGGUUUACAUCCCGGAUGGGUCGUGAAUUUGACGGACAAGGUCAUUUUGAAACCCUUGGAUGAGGAGCUCAAGGAAUAUUAUGCUUCCUAGGUUAUUUUAUAGGUGUAGUUUUGAUAUGAAAUGGAAUUUUGUAUUAUUGAUCAUUAUUGAUUAUUGAGCCUGUAAGUGGAUUAUUCUCGAUUUGCAUCUUUUCAUCCUAAUUUGAAAUUAAGAUUCUUCCCAAAGAGAUCAAAUUAUUUUAUAAGCAAACAACUUUGCAAAUUUUUAUUCAAGUAGAUUUAAUUAGAAAAUUAAAAGUCUAUGCUUAACGGAAAAAUAUAUUAUAAAUCAAAUUAAUAGCGGCAAUAGCAACGAAAAUUUACUACAAUCAAGCCAAUUAAUUAUUGCUUUACUUUCCUCUUUUGUAAUAAACAAUCCAAGUAAUGAAUUCAACAUUAUCAAUACGAAAUAUCAAUGUUUUAUUUGCUCGAUUUUACGCUACCCGUUAAGGAGGUUAAAGAAAGUUAAUUACCGUUUAGUAAGGUACAUUAAAGUAAUAAUUUAUUGUAUAACCAAUUUACAAUUAAAAAAUAUAAUAUUUAUUUACAACAGUAAAUUUUCGCUACUGGUACUUAAAUUAGGCAAAGAUUUAAAAACACAGCUCCUAUUUUUCACUAUUUCAGUCUUUAAAGAAUUUUGUAGCGAAUAUUUUUUUCUACUACUAGAAGGGCACUCGAUGUCUAACGCUAGUAUGUUACUUCUAGAUAAAUCGGGCGAAUCCUUAUUUGAGCUUUUUUCGUUUUUCGGUGUUUCACAAAGGUCCUCCACGUGCACAUCGGCUUUUUGAAUCGACGAUGCGCUACUUCUGCAACACUUUACCUAAAAAACAAGUUCAAAUCCAAAAAUUAGGACAGUUGGUCACUAUGAAUUGUACGAGGGAUGUUUCCAAAGUUAUCGGAAUUGUGCUCUAGAUAAAUUACGCAGAACUUUGGAAACAUCCCUCGUAUAUCAAUGAAUAGUUUAUUGUACGUUGAUUAUCAUACAAUAUUUUUUUUGGCAAAUAUAUAGAGUGUAUUAGAAUAUCUAGCUUUAGUAAAAUUCAAUAGAAAACUAGAACAGUUUUUCGUCUUGGAAUUUUCCGAUAUUUGCCGAAAGGUAACUUUCAUAAUAUUUGCGAAAAACCAAUAAUUAACACCUGCAA